AUGAGACAUACAAUCAAAGUUAACUGGGACAAGACAUUUGAAUCAUGUAAUCGUUGGCAUUUGGUAAUGAGCCAAACCGAUGAAAAAGAAAUAAAUACAAUUACAGAAUCGAAUUCAAACUUUUCUCCUUCGAUUCUCCUCCAACUACAACCAUCCUACAGUGUUCAAGAAUCAUGA
Molecule: messenger RNA, 177 nt
Organism: Cavenderia fasciculata
Lineage: Eukaryota; Evosea; Eumycetozoa; Acytosteliales; Cavenderiaceae
Exons: 1
Coding region: 1-177 (58 amino acids)
Source: RefSeq, a predicted model, not a curated record